Molecule: messenger RNA, 810 nt
Organism: Penaeus indicus
Lineage: Eukaryota; Metazoa; Arthropoda; Malacostraca; Decapoda; Penaeidae
Product: craniofacial development protein 2-like
Exons: 2
Coding region: 1-810 (269 amino acids)
Biological process (GO): chromatin remodeling
Cellular component (GO): nucleus
Source: RefSeq, a predicted model, not a curated record
AUGGGGUACACUCAGCUGGACCACGCGUCCAACCGACGGCUACACCCAUAUGCACCACAAGUAGGAUGCGAUCGAGAGGAUAAAGAGGAGUUCUGGGAGAAAUUAGACGAUCUGGUUCAGUUGAUUCCAAGAGAAGAAAGGCUAAUCAUUGGAGCAGACUUCAAUGGACACAUCGGCGAGAGAAACGGAGGAGACGAGAGAGUGAUGGGAAAGUUUGGGUAUGGCACACGCAAUGUAGAGGGCCAAGACAUUGUAGACUUCGCUCACCGCAUGGAAAUGGCUGUGAUAAACACCUUCUACAACAAGCGCGAAUCACACAAGAUCACGUACACAAGUGGAGGCAAGCAGACUCAAAUUGACUACAUCAUGGGCCGAAGAACACACCUGAGAGAAGCGCGAGAUUGCAAGGUCGUGCCAGGGGCAAACGUUGCUAAACACCACGUAGUGAUCAGUAGAUGGAAAUGGAGAUGCGGGCGGGGACAACAGCUGAGGAUAGAACCGAAGAUCAGAUGGUGGAAGCUGGGGGAGGAGGAGCCGAGCACCAAGGUUAGGCUUGGGGUGAGGCAAAAGGUGGAUUGGGGCCUAGAUGGCACCUGGGAGGAUGUUGCAAAUGUACUGAGAGAAACAGCUAGAGAAGUCUUCGGUGUGUCAACAGGAAGGAAGAAAGUAGAUAAAGAGACAUGGUGGUGGAAUGAUGAAGUGCAGGCAGUGGUAGCCAGAAAGAAACUUGGAAGGAAUGGCACAAGAAAAAAGACCCCAGUAGCGAAUCACAGUAUAAAGAGGCCGAAAACAAGGCAAAGAUGGCAGUAA